Manduca sexta (tobacco hornworm) is the source of this 2145-nucleotide messenger RNA. It is a transcript of the gene Mo25, whose product is annotated as protein Mo25. NCBI's taxonomy places the organism in Eukaryota, Metazoa, Arthropoda, Insecta, Lepidoptera, Sphingidae. The record is from RefSeq and is a predicted model, not a curated record. The coding region runs from base 251 to 1258 and encodes 335 amino acids. Gene Ontology annotation, biological process: intracellular signal transduction. Gene Ontology annotation, molecular function: protein serine/threonine kinase activator activity. The transcript has 7 exons.
CUGACUUGCUAGGGAAAAUUGUACUAAUUUAUCUGAAAGUGAGUUAUAUUUAGUUCUAUUUGCGGAUUUACCAUCGAUAUAAGUAAAAUAAAACAUCUAAUUGUAUUUUUUUAAGUUUAGCGACUUUACGCCAGGUUGGCAAUGGUUUUAUAAUUUGUCAAAUUUCGUUUCUCGCAUUCCCGUGAAUAUCGAAGCAUAAUCUUAUGUAGACAGUAUUGCUCAGGUAAUCUGACCAAAAUAUCGAAGUACUAUGCCUCUUUUUGGUAAGUCUCAGAAAAGCCCAGCGGAGCUUGUGAGAUCAUUAAAAGAUGCUGUUACAGCUUUAGAAAGGGGCGAUAAAAAGGCUGAAAAAGCUCAGGAAGAUGUGAGCAAAAAUUUGGUUUUGAUAAAGAAUAUGCUAUAUGGUACAUCGGACGCAGAACCACAGACAGAUAUUAUUGUCGCACAGUUGGCCCAGGAAUUGUAUAACACCAAUUUACUGCUGCUUUUGAUACAGAAUCUAAAUAGAAUUGAUUUUGAAGGCAAGAAGGAUGUUGCACAAGUGUUUAAUAAUGUGCUUCGACGUCAAAUUGGUACGAGGUCCCCAACAGUGGAAUACAUUUGCACCAAACCCGAAAUUCUCUUUACUUUGAUGUCUGGCUAUGAACAUCAAGAGAUAGCAUCCAAUUGUGGGACUAUGCUCCGAGAAUGUGCAAGAUAUGAGGCCUUGGCCAAGAUAAUGUUGUAUUCAGAUGAUUUUUACAAUUUCUUCCGUUAUGUAGAAGUAUCCACUUUUGAUAUUGCCUCAGAUGCCUUUUCUACUUUUAAGGAAUUGCUAACAAGACACAAAAUGUUAUGCGCCGAGUUUUUAGAAGCGAAUUACGAUAAAGUGUUCAGUCAUUACCAACGGUUGUUAAACUCUGAAAACUAUGUGACGCGACGGCAGAGCCUGAAGCUACUGGGGGAGCUGCUGCUGGACCGCCACAACUUCUCCAUCAUGACGCGCUACAUCACCAACCCGGACAACCUCAAGCUCAUGAUGAACAUGCUCAAGGAGAAAUCACGUAAUAUACAAUUCGAGGCUUUCCAUGUUUUUAAGGUAUUUGUAGCCAAUCCAAACAAACCAAAACCAAUAUUGGACAUCUUGCUAAGGAAUCAAGACAAACUGGUAGACUUCCUCACCAAGUUCCACACCGAUCGUUCGGAGGACGAACAGUUUAACGAUGAAAAGGCUUAUCUCAUAAAGCAAAUCAAAGAGCUCAAGCCCUUGGAACACUAACACUUAUUGCAUUUCAUUAACUCGCCACUUCCUCCUGAGAAAGAAGUUAGUUAUAGAUGCUAUUAUAUUUAAAUGCUUCUAAGUCACCAGAGGUGUUGUGCGGCGCUGCAAACACAAGGUUCAGUCAAACAUCGGAAAUCUAAAUAGGUUUUACAUUGUCUGUGAUGAAUCAGGGAAAGUAUAUUUGUGCUACGAGCAAAUUAACAUUUUUAAUAAAAACAAUCGUAGGUAUUAGUGUAACUUAUGGUUUGACUUAUAUCUUUUGUAAGUUGUUAAAACCAUUUUUAGUUUUAUGACGAGUUUAGUGACAGUUCUGAAGUCACAAUCGAAUUACAUUAUUAUAAUUAUUAAUUUGUCACAUUUGCCUGCGAUUUCAUACGUUUAGAAAUAUCCAUCCAAUUAGUUCUUGAAUAUUUAAUAUGACUAAAUAGAACAUGUGUCGGAAGUUCUUUAAAGUUUGUAUUGGAGAUUUGUAUAUAUGACUUUUAAUAAUUGGUGUUUUUUAAACAUUUUUUUGUAUUCCAAUAUCAGAACUAUUUAAAUUGUUGAACAUGAAGGAAAGUAUAUUUUAUAUUAUAUAUUUAUAUAAUUAUCAGUAUUGGUUUACAUUACAUAGUAAAAGUAAUAAUUACUGCAGCAGUUUACUUUCUAUGCAUCAAUAUUUUGAAGCAGAGAAUUUAUUUUUUUAAACGCUUGAUAGUAAUUCACGUGUUAUUAUUAUUACCUUUCGAAAAUAUAAACAAGUAUAUUUGAUUAAAGAUUAUAAUUAAAUAGCCAUAUAAGUUGUCCAAAUUACUCUGUCAUUAUUUUAUUACCUACAAUGAUUUCGUGUCAGCAUCAUUGCAACUGCAUCCUAUAGAAACUGAAUAAAUAUGAUAUUUAUAUCA